This is a messenger RNA of Malus domestica (apple), 1173 nucleotides long. RefSeq names its product heat shock 70 kDa protein BIP3. NCBI's taxonomy places the organism in Eukaryota, Viridiplantae, Streptophyta, Magnoliopsida, Rosales, Rosaceae. Gene Ontology annotation, biological process: endoplasmic reticulum unfolded protein response. The record is from RefSeq and is a predicted model, not a curated record. Gene Ontology annotation, cellular component: nucleus; cytoplasm; endoplasmic reticulum chaperone complex. Gene Ontology annotation, molecular function: ATP-dependent protein folding chaperone; ATP binding.
AUGUCGUUCGCGUUUCUACUUCUCUUUGUUUCAGAAUUCCUGUGUGGAAUAGCAGUAGCGGCCUAUGAUUCAUCCAAGUUUGGGACUCUGAUCGGAAUCGAUCUCGGAACAACGUAUUCCUGUGUGGGAGUGUACAAGAACGGUCAUGCGAACGAUCAAGGGCCCUCCUGGGUCGCAUUCACUGAUACGGUGCGUCUGAUCGGAGAGGCGGCCACGAAUCAAGCCCCUCUCAACGCAGAACGCACCAUUUCUGACGUCAAGCGGCUCAUUGGGCGAAAGAGACUGAUUUUAUGUGUGUUUGAUGAUCCAGAUGUUCAAAGAGAUAUUAAGUUUUUACGUUACAAGGCUGUGAACGAAGAUGGGAAGCCUUACAUGCAUGUGAACGUUAAAGGUGAAACCAAGGUUUUUAGCCCUGAGGAAAUAAGUGCUGUGAUUUUGGGUAAGAUGAAGGAAACCGCCGAGGCCUACCUCGGGAAGAAAAUCAAAGACGCCGUGGUAACCGUUCCAGCUUAUUUCAAUGAUGCGCAGAGGCAGGUUACCAAGGAUGCGGGCAUCAUUGCCGGGCUCAAUGUGGCUCGGAUGAUCAACGAGCCUACAGCCGCAACCAUUAUGAUCCGACAAGAAAGAAGAGGAGCCAAUCACAACACAUAUUAAUUAGUUUACGAUCUUGGUGGUGGUACAUUUGAUGUUAGCAUCUUGACAAUGGAUAACGGCGUGUUUGAGGUGAGGUCUAUGAGUGGAGACACUCACUUGGGAGGAGAGGACUUCGACCAUGGAGUGAUGGACUACGUCAUCAAGUUCAUCAAGAAGAAAUAUAACAAGGAUAUUAGCAAGGACCCAAGGCUCUCGGGAAACUUCGAAAGGAACAUGGACUUGUUCAAGAAGAUCAUGAGACCGGUAAAGAAGGCUUUAGAAGAUGCAGGCCUGAAGAAGAAAGAUAUUCACGAGAUUGUCCUCGUUGGAGGGAGUACCCGAAUUCCUAAGGUGCAAGAGAUGUUGAAAGACUUCUUCGAUGGGAAAGAGCCAAGCAAGGGGGUCAAUCCUGAUAAGGCUGUUGCAUACAGUGCUGCAGUUCAAGGUGGAGUUCUCAGUGGCGAAGGCGGGGAAGAAACCAAGGGUAAUUGGACUGUUUCAAUUGACAUUUUGUAUAAUAUUUUGUUCCCGAUAUGUUAA